CUCAGAGCUCCGCGAUGCGCAUCUCCCCGCCGGUUCUCCCUGUGUUUGCAGUCCGUUCAGCGUCGGUUUGCGGAUCCGCCGUCCGUCCAUGAGAAGUGCAGCGGCGGCGCUGUCGGUGUGUGUGCUCGCGGUGUUGCUCCACUGGAUUUGCUGGACGGACAGAAGCGCGGAGCUGCUGGGUUUCAGAGCUGCAGACAGACCGAAGGCUGAUGUGCGAGAGGUGUUGGUGGGUGUUUUAUCAGCUCGUCACAAUCAUGAGCUCCGGCAGGCCAUCAGAGACACGUGGCUGGGGUACCUAAAACAGCACCCGCACUUCCAGAACCGGGUCCUGGUGAAGUUCAUCAUCGGGGCUCAGGGCUGCUCGGUGCCGCUGGAGGAUCUGGAGGAUCAGUAUUCCUGCUCUCAGCUGGAGCUCAGUGAAGCCGCAGUGUCUGGACAGGAGAUGGCGAUACUGAGCGUCCCAGACUCGUCUGCGCUGCUGCAGUCUGACGUCCCGGUGCUCAGUCUGGACUUUAAGGUCCUUCACUCAGUGGUCAUCACUCAGCUGGGGGUCUUUCCUAAUAAACCACCACAUUACUUAAAGGGGAACAUCACUGUACGGCUCCUCCAGGUGGACCAGGAGGAGGCAGUGAUAAGCGCUCGCUUCAGCUCAGUGAGUCCAGGAACUGCUGCUGAUGGGAUGUUUUACAAACCCGUGGAGCAGUUCAUCCUUCCAAAGGGGUUUGAGGGAUCUCUGCUCUGGGAAGCUGAGGACUCCACUGCUCUGAUGUCUGUCAACACGUCAGCACUGCGGCUCAAUAACGGGGGAGGAGUUCUCCACUUCAGAUCGAUUGAGGAGGGAACGUUGCCUCACAGAAAUGCUUUGGGCUUCCCGGGCUUAGCUGGAGGAUUUACCUUUACAGUGUACGAUGUGGAGGUGUUGUCUGAGAUGCUGCGUGGACGUUCAGGACGACAGAAAAUCCGCGAGGCGCAGCUAAAAGGGGAGGACGAAGCCCUGCAGGAGGAGAGUCUCAGGCACGGAGACAUGGUGUUUGUGGACGUGGUGGACACUUACAGGAACGUGCCGUCAAAACUGCUGCAGUUUUAUAAAUGGUCUGUGGAGAACGCUGACUUCAGCCUGCUGCUCAAGACUGAUGAUGACUGCUUUAUCGAUGUAGAUGCCGUCCUGAUGAAGAUGCAGCGCAGACGCCUCACACACACCAGCCUGUGGUGGGGAAACUUCCGUCAGAACUGGGCUGUGGAUCGUGUUGGUAAGUGGCAGGAGUUGGAGUACGCCAGUCCUGCGUAUCCAGCGUUUGCCUGUGGAUCUGGAUAUGUGGUGUCCAGAGAUCUGGUGCAGUGGCUCGCCAGCAACGCUCAACACCUCAAAGCCUACCAGGGAGAGGAUGUGAGUAUGGGCAUCUGGAUGGCUGCUGUUGGGCCUCGCAAAUAUCAGGAUUCAGGCUGGUUGUGUGAGAAGGAGUGUUAUGUGGACAUGCUGUCGUCUCCUCAACACUCUGCAGAGGAGCUGCGUUUGCUCUGGAGCCGCAAGAACAAGUGUGGAGAUCCCUGUGGCUGCUCAUGAACACACACACACACACACACACAGCUGCACUGAUGCCAAUAUGACGUUUACUGAUCCUUUAUAAGCCUGAUCUGACGCUGGUUUCAUUCUCACGUUGACUUUCUAGAUCCACUAUGAGAUGUCAGAUAGACACAGGGUUUGUGAACGGCCAGGGCAGCUUUCUUUGUGUUCUGUUUGUCUGCCAGAUUUGAUGAGUCUGUGAUAGCUGAGCUGGAGGCCAAAGCGGGUACGUGGAAAUGUUGAUUUGUAAACAAUAAAACACUGCAACCUGA
Danio rerio (zebrafish) is the source of this 1836-nucleotide messenger RNA. It is a transcript of the gene b3galnt2, whose product is annotated as beta-1,3-N-acetylgalactosaminyltransferase 2. NCBI's taxonomy places the organism in Eukaryota, Metazoa, Chordata, Actinopteri, Cypriniformes, Danionidae. Gene Ontology annotation, biological process: glycoprotein biosynthetic process. Gene Ontology annotation, molecular function: hexosyltransferase activity. The record is from RefSeq and is marked provisional. Gene Ontology annotation, cellular component: membrane; Golgi membrane; endoplasmic reticulum.